Messenger RNA from Suillus discolor, 1224 nucleotides. RefSeq lists its product as uncharacterized. The record is from RefSeq and is a predicted model, not a curated record. NCBI's taxonomy places the organism in Eukaryota, Fungi, Basidiomycota, Agaricomycetes, Boletales, Suillaceae. Gene Ontology annotation, cellular component: plasma membrane. Gene Ontology annotation, molecular function: GDP binding; GTP binding; GTPase activity. Bases 231 to 1079 code for a protein of 282 amino acids. Gene Ontology annotation, biological process: signal transduction. The transcript has 7 exons.
AAAAAAAAAUCUUUAUGACCUUGCUAUGCAAACUUCAAAGUAACGAUACACGAUUGAAAACCUACUUAUCUAUGUGGAGUUACAAGCAUGAAACUGUGUACUACGAACAAAGACACUUACCACGCUCCUUUGCGUUCCAUCCCCCGGCCGUGCUGCUUUGUUCACUACCACUCAAAUAGUCUCAUGGAGUGGCGUAUUUUCAAUACUUUCUAGCCAUCUGGUUACAAAAUAUGCUCUCCCAUUCGCGCGAGCCAAGGCAAAACCCCAAACUGCAGCCCAUACAGAAUGAUAAUAGUAUCGAACAAGUGACCCGUUCCGUGCCUCUACCAAAGUAUCGAGUUGUGUUCGUCAGUCCACUUGUUCGUGCAAGGUCUAAAAUAGCAAAAGCGUUCUGUCCGACGCCAGCUGAUAGGCACCCAAUGGGCAACAAAAAGUUCCCUCGCAUCAGGGAAUGUAUAGUGGACGGUGAACCAAUAACGAUCGAGUUGAUCGACACCCUCGGUCCAGGCGAUGCGGAUUACUACUUCGAGAAAGGCCUCAUGAACUCAUACAUUGAGCAAGGAGACGGGUUUCUUUUCAUUUACUCUGCCGAAAAUCGCAAGUCACUGGAGCUAGCGAAAGAGAAUUAUGGGUGGGUCGUAAGGAGGAAGCAGCAUGAACGAGACAAUGGGACGAACCCUAUUCCUGGUAUGCUCGUGGCAGUAAGGGUCGAAGACGAACACAAAGCGAUGUGGAUGGAAGUGACUUGGGAAGAGGGAAACAAAGUUGCGGAGGAAAUGAAUCUAGCGUUCAUGCAGGUAUCUCUCAAGAACGGACGCAAUGUGGAAGAGGUGUUUAUCCAUAUAGCUAGAUUGAUCAAGAAGUACCAGGAGAGGAAAAAGCGCAUUUCGUGUAUGCAUUGGGCGUACUACGACCAGAAGAUACUCGAUGACCGUUAUGAGAAAUUGCAGGCAGGGAACGAAUGUAAACACGUAACAACUGCUGCAAGAGAGAGAGAAGUGAUUGGGAAAGUUGAUUUUGAUACCGAGUUCGAGAAACAGCAGCGAACUGGAUGCUGCGCAGGGUGUACAAUUACUUGAAGUUGAGGGUGCAAGGGAUGUCGACCAUUGUAUUUACUAUUGUGAUUCGGAAUGCUGAAGGGCCUCGCCCCCGUGAUCGAAACAUUCAUUACAAGGGACAACGAUCUGUUCUCCCGACCUUGAAACUGAGAUGUGCUGCUCAGUG